Molecule: messenger RNA, 594 nt
Organism: Letharia lupina
Lineage: Eukaryota; Fungi; Ascomycota; Lecanoromycetes; Lecanorales; Parmeliaceae
Exons: 2
Coding region: 1-594 (197 amino acids)
Source: RefSeq, a predicted model, not a curated record
AUGCGCAAUCGCAUGGCUGCUAUCCCAUACGAAAACCUAGCGCUUCACUACUCGACCCAUCGCAAUGUGACGCCGAGCGACGUCAUGCUGGAUGUGCAAGCGCUUUACAGCCUCAUUGUAGAAGGAGGAGCUUGGGGUUUGAUGUUACGAGCACGGCUGCCAGAACCAAUACGGCGUGCCAGGAUGUCGCCAGGAGUCCUGACUACAAGGGCCCGAGCUACAAUGCCUGGUGAAUUGUGUUCUUUCUCCCGGCGGUCGGAUCGACCCCAACAAGCCACUCAAGGCCCGUGGAACCUAGGACAAACAGCGAUGGGCAGAGUGUGUGUCUCCAGGCUGUCUUCUGGAGACGUGGGUACACGAGUUUGGCUGACUUCUGCACCUCUUGCCAGGGAUCAUCUGGUCAACCUCGUGACGCUAUCAUCACAACGCUACCUCGUUGACGUUGGCAUGAACGCCCGCGGCCCCAUUGUGCCUCUGCCUCUCAUCUCCGGCACCUCCACGUUCUCCGUCUCUCCACGCAAGACUCGUCCUGCUGCACGGCUCGAUCCCGGAGCAUACGACCUCGCACGCUCUGAACAUACUGUGGCGACUUGA